CCUCCUUCCCUUCCAUUCCUCCUGAAGUAGACCGUGGAGAUAUUUUACAGUGAGACGGCCCAGGCACGGGUGUUUCCAAAUCCCAUAAAAUCCAAUACCUAGCACCCAGCCACUCGCGUUACCAGGUUAUUAUCCAUGGCUCUGAGAUCUGUGCUCCUGAAAUCACCUGCAAUUGCCUGACUUUUCCUGAGUCAACUCCCUUCACAAACAGAAAUUGAGAGCGAAGACAUGAAUUUGAUCAUUCAUCCGAUUCUCUCUUUUACAAGAGCUCCAACAUAAAAUUCCCGCUUUUCGUUCUGAUUGCUGAGAUAAUUUGGCUUCUGGUUUUCUCCUCCACUAAAUUAAAUAUUGGGUGGACUGGAUUAUUUUUUAGUGGGCUAUGGGAGAGCAUAUGGCAGCCUUGCACACGGCUACUAACUCUGUUCAAGCAUUGGGUAAAGGCUUUGAUGUGAACUAUGAUACGAGGUUACUCUAUUGUAAAGGCCUGGCGGGGUCUAGGGUAAUCGAGAUUGACGAUGACCACCCGAGGAACCUCCGAUUGUAUGAUGAUUUAGUCGUUCCCAAUGUUUCGAGGGACAUAAAGAGCACUCAGGAGCCCGUCGUGCGUCAGAGUUCUGGAGUCUGCAGCUUCCAAGAGAUGGUGGAAUAUCUAAAUAAGAAGGCUGAUAUACCGGGAAACUUUCCCCUUGGGAGCUUUAACUCCGCAUUUAGCUUCACUGGUUCAAAACUUAUUGAUGCCGCUGCUACAAAAACCCUUUCUUUAGAUGGCUUUUUCAUUCCCCUUGCAAAGGUUCAACUUAUGAAGUCCCACUUAACAUUGCGAGAAAAUGUGAAAAAGGCUGUUCCAGUUAAUUGGGAUCCACCAUCAUUGGCCAGCUUUAUUGAAAAUUUUGGGACACAUGUCAUUACAUCCAUAACUAUUGGUGGUAAGGAUGUGAUUUAUGUUAAGCAACACCAUACUUCACAACUGUCAAAAUCGGAGAUGAAGAACUACAUUGAGGAAAUUGGGAAUCAGAGGUUCUCUGACACCUAUAGCCAGACCAUUUCAGGUCAAACAAAAUCCAAAGAUAAGAGUGUUGAACCAUUUUCAUUCAAUAGUCAAGGGAUACACCCUCAACCGACAAAUGCACCAUAUCUUACUGGGAAAGAGGAUGUGACUGUCAUUUUCAGACGGAGGGGUGGGGAUGAUUUAGAACAAGACCACAGUAAAUGGGAAAAAACUGUUCGGUCAUCUCCUGAUAUUAUUGAGAUGACUUUCUGCUCUAUGAUAGAUCUCCUUGAUGGAUUAAGAGGAAAGGAGUACUUGACUCGUGCUAUUGGUCUCUACCUUGAAUAUAAGCCCCCAAUUGAAGAACUCAGAUAUUUCCUAGAGUUUCAGAUUCCUCGUGUUUGGGCUCCUUUGCAUGACGGGAUUCCUGGUCACCAGAGGAAGGAACCUGUGUGUCCAUCUUUACAAUUCAGCAUGAUGGGCCAGAAGCUUUAUGUCAGCCAGGAACAGGUUACAGUUGGACGUAGGCCAGUAACUGGCAUACGUCUAUGUCUAGAUGGAAGCAAGAAGAAUCGGCUGUGUGUUCAUCUUCAACACUUGGCGACACUUCCAAAGAUCCUUCAGCCACACUGGGACACGCAUGUAGCUAUUGGUGCUCCUAAGUGGCAGGGACCUGAGGAACAAGAUAGUCGGUGGUUUGAGCCAGUAAAAUGGAGGAACUUCUCUCACGUGAGCACUGCACCAAUUGAGAACCCUGAAACCUUCAUAGGUGACUUCUCUAGCGUCUACAUUGUUACCGGUGCGCAGCUUGGAGUGUGGGAUUUUGGAUCGCGGAACGUGUUGUACAUGAAACUUCUGUAUUCUAAGUUACCCGGCUGCACAAUUCGAAGAUCAUUGUGGGAUCAUAGCCCAGACAAGUCACAGAAAACUGUGACUGCUGAGAACUCUUCCAACCCUGAUGACUCAGGCUCUGGUUCUAGGGAAACCAUCACAGGGAACAAAUUGGUGAAGUACGUAGACUUUUCUGAAAUGAGCAAGGGCCCUCAAGAUCCUCCUGGCCACUGGUUAGUUACUGGUGGAAAGCUUGGUGUUGAGAAAGGGAAAAUUGUUUUGAGAGUGAAAUAUUCGUUGCUGAAUUACUGAUUCCACGAUCCAUAUUUUAGUAUGAUGAUGUGGUGUGAUGGUUUUUGGGAGUGUAGGUUGCAGAAGCGGCAAAUUGUUUCCUCUGCUGCUGGCAGUGUUCAUGCCUCAUCUAUAUAUCUGUAUCUAUAAUAUAAAAUCUAUAAGAAGCCAUAUUUAUAAUAGUAUGGCUCAUUACUCAAAUUUUAUGCCAUGAACGAGGAGGGGUCUCAUCUGGUUGGAGUUAAAAAAGAAAAAAAAAUCUUUUCCACCA
Messenger RNA from Neltuma alba, 2381 nucleotides. RefSeq names its product MACPF domain-containing protein CAD1. Lineage: Eukaryota; Viridiplantae; Streptophyta; Magnoliopsida; Fabales; Fabaceae. Gene Ontology annotation, biological process: plant-type hypersensitive response; regulation of salicylic acid mediated signaling pathway. The record is from RefSeq and is a predicted model, not a curated record. Bases 380 to 2131 code for a protein of 583 amino acids. The transcript has 7 exons. Gene Ontology annotation, cellular component: plasma membrane.